This is a messenger RNA of Xyrauchen texanus (razorback sucker), 2524 nucleotides long. It is a transcript of the gene fgf18a, whose product is annotated as fibroblast growth factor 18a. Gene Ontology annotation, cellular component: cytoplasm. NCBI's taxonomy places the organism in Eukaryota, Metazoa, Chordata, Actinopteri, Cypriniformes, Catostomidae. Gene Ontology annotation, biological process: positive regulation of cell population proliferation; regulation of cell migration; cell differentiation. The record is from RefSeq and is a predicted model, not a curated record. The transcript is spliced from 5 exons. The coding region runs from base 1099 to 1725 and encodes 208 amino acids. Gene Ontology annotation, molecular function: growth factor activity; type 2 fibroblast growth factor receptor binding; type 1 fibroblast growth factor receptor binding.
UUUACACACCAGCUCGGUUUUGUGUUUUUCCCCAACCUUUUUUGACGCUUGUAUUUGUGAAUGAAAGCGGCUGAGGAAGAGGAGGAGGCGCAGGUUAAGUGGACGCUGUUUCCAGUGCACGGGUCACCUCCUUUAAUGCGCAAAAACGCGUUUUCCCCUACAAACCUCUGACUUUGUGCGCCGCUCUGGAGGGAGCUGCAAACUUUUUUCUUUUAAAAAAAUAAAUAAAAAGCUCGGAUUGCAUUCUUUCCCCCUUCAAACAUUUUGGAGGUGAUGUCAUCGGCCCGUGUUUUGGCUGCUGCAAUUGCGCUCGAGCUCCAGGCAGCGGGCAGCGAUUGAGUCCGGGAAAUCAGGUGCAGAGAGCGGCUAUCGCGGGUGUCUGCUUUCACUUUGCCACAUCCUCUGAGCUGGACCACGGCGGGCUCUCAUCUGCGCGUCUCCAGCGCCAUGGACGCGUAAACGCCGCCGCAGGGCGCAGCAGCCAUGACCGAGCCCACUCCGUGGUACCUGGUGUCCAGCUCGCAGCCGCGUCUUCAUUGCUCCAUCCCCGUCCAGGUGCUCUGCCUCACGCGGCGCGUCAGCACUAAAGCACCCGCACGAAUCCAUGUUUGCGCACUCCCGUUUCAUGGAUCUCAUCUGUUUUAAGCCCAAUCAAUAAGCUCUCUGUGCCCGUGGAAGGACAUUUUUGAAUGUAAAGCUUCAGACUGGAAAGUUACGCUUGGACAGCCACGUAGUACUACUUGGAAAUACUGGGCACGAACCCGAUUUCCCUGUCUGUUGGGUUCCAGGAAGCCUUUUCGCAGCCAGAAAGUUUUUUUAUAUAUAUAUUUUACGAGCUUUCACGGAAACGGCGCAUAGGUGUGGGUCGGUGUUUGAACUUCACUUCACCUGUUUCCCACACUCCGGAGGAUAGAGCUGCGCCCCGCCUCCUGUCCGUUACCGACCGACUGAGCGCGCACCAAGAUGCAGUACAGCGGUGCCAGCGGGAGCAUCCGCGGACCGUGCGUUCAAACGGAUUAAACAGGGCAGACGCGAAGCUGUGACCCGGGAGAGCCAUUUCUAAAGCGCGCACGGAGCCACUCGGACGCGGAGGAAGCGAUGUGGGCCUUUCUCUCCACGCUGGCUGUCUUGUAUAUCCAGAUAAUGCUGGUCAUGUGUAAUCCGCUACAGGUGUUUGGUGUGGAUGGGGUGAAUUUCAGCGUGCAUGUGGAGAAUCAGACGCGUGCACGAGACGCCAUGAGCCGACGACAUCAUCGCGUGUACCAGCUCUACAGCCGCACGAGUGGAAAGCAUGUCCAGGUGCUCGGACGCAAAAUCAGCGCUCGUGGAGAAGAUGGAGACAAAUAUGCCCAGCUCGUUGUGGAAGCAGACACCUUCGGUAGCCAGGUGCGAAUCAGAGGGAAGGAAACCAAUUUUUACCUGUGCAUGAACCGCAGGGGGAAGCUCAUAGGCAAGAAGGUCAGUAAUCGUAGCGCGGAUUGCGUCUUCGUGGAAAAGGUUUUGGAAAACAAUUACACAGCGCUCAUGUCAGCACGCUACGCGGGAUGGUACGUGGGCUUUACCAAAAGAGGGCGCCCUCGCCGCGGUCCGCAGACGCUACCAAACCAGCAGGACGUCCACUUCAUGAAGCGCUUUCCUCCCGGAGAGCAGCCGGACUUAACGCCGUUCCGCUUCACCACCGUUAGCAAGAGGAUCAAGAAAGUCCGUGCAGCACGACCACGCUAAUGCUAAACCUCCACUGUCUCGCUGCGAGACCACGCUUACAUGAGGACAAGAAAUAAACCCAGACAGUCCAGUGAAAAUGACACGGCUAAUGCAAAGCAGGAUUUGAGAUAGGACAGUCGCGACUUAUUUGAACGGACAAUGCUAAAUGCUAAUCUAAGGACGCCACUUCAUAUUUCACUGGGUUGGACGUCGUACAACCCUACUGAUAAACACUAGCUAAUUCACACCAGAACUGUGGCUUACGACAGCUUACUUCAGACACUGAGAAGUCGAACCAAAGCAAACACAACGGGACGGCCAGCCCAGCGAAGUCUCUACGGGCGGACGAAGCAUUAGGCUGUUUAUCCCGCUAACGGCCCACAAUCCCAUAAUGGAGAAACAAUCCUCCCAGCACUCUAAACAAAACACAACCACAUUGGCCUGUAGACGCUGAUCGUGUUACAAUUUUCCCAAGACAAGACUUCCAAGCUUGGACGUGAUCCCGCUUAAGGGAGAGGAACAGACAUCCCUGAACUGGAGAAGAAUAUGGACUCGGAUUGGAAUCAGAAAGAGAGAGAGGUUGGAGAAUAUCACAAGCCCUUUUGAGAUUUAAUCACGUUCAGGAUAUGAAUUAAUUCAAUUUUCACUAGAUAAAAUCCCAAUUCAUGACAUCAGAAGUUACAUUUAAUCUAGUAAACUGUUACAUAAAAUAAUCUUGAUCAGGGACGGAUUAUGACCUGCAGACGUCCUGGGGCCAAUUAUCUGCAAUGGCCCCCCCCCUCCUCCCAAAAGUUGUUGAGGGCUGGGGGUUUGUUGUUCA